This is a messenger RNA of Ornithodoros turicata, 2399 nucleotides long. RefSeq lists its product as uncharacterized. The coding region runs from base 637 to 2037 and encodes 466 amino acids. Lineage: Eukaryota; Metazoa; Arthropoda; Arachnida; Ixodida; Argasidae. The record is from RefSeq and is a predicted model, not a curated record. The transcript has 13 exons.
CAGAACAUGCCGUCCCAUAGAAUUCCCACACAGAUCAUCAAGGUCCCGGUCCCGAGCAGACAUCACAAGGAAUUCAUGUGCGGACAAACGAAAAGAAUGCGUGGGCUGCCCGUCCCGUAACUUUCCUUCCAGGACAGGAAACGGACACACGAAACCCCAUCAAAAGGUGGCGCGAUAUUGCGCGCCGUUUGAAGCGACACUGCACGGCGUGAUGUGAAACUAUGGUUUGUUUUAAUAAUUAUCGCAAGGCUAGGUGGCAUGUAAGAGUGCGCGUUAUCGAAUGUAUUUUUUACUGCAAUGCUAAAAUAAAUAAAAAUACUCUCAGCAGCACACGUUCAGAAAUUUUUUAAUGAAGUACGAAGCGGAGGAUUUAUAUCCUCGAGUGUUUCGGUCACGUGACCCCGUUUUGUGAAUGUGGGAACCAAGGCGGGAAUUGCGUGCCAUUGUUCGAAGUCGUUGCUGUUUUUCUUGUGUUUCCAUCGGAUGACGAACGUGAAUUUGCAACACCACAUCGUUAACGAGCAUCGGCUGAAGUGAAGUACGACCUUCGACCUUGUUGUAGUGACGACGUAAUCCGAUUUCGUGCUGUGCAUUUUCCGGCCCUGUUUGAGGGGAGGUAGAGGCAUACCGCCAAGCAUGGCGCCCAACAGAACGGAUGCAGCAAGUCGAUCAGAGCGGCGAAAAACUAUCACCAACGUCAAACAGAAAGUGGUGAAGAGGAGGCCUACAUCCACUGUUGCGCAAAAAGACAGGGGUAGAAGGAAGGAGAAGACAUCUUUAAAUGAAGAAGCCUGUGAACAGUCACAGUCCUGUUCCCAGAAAGAGGGACCACUUCAGGAGGAGAAUGAAGCACUUACUGGUGACGAGUACAGCAGGUCACCACUUCCAUUCCCACCCACACCACCACCCAUGACGUCAAGUCACCCUCCUGGAGGUGCACAAUGUUUCAUGUUGCAAGCUGCCGAGCACCGACCGGACCUUCCUGCCCAUCCCCAACAUUAUCACCAAGGCUUGCCACACAGUGCCCAGAACAUGGUACAUCUAAGUCUUCCGUCAAGUGAUCAUGACGUACUGACACAUCAAGCUCACCUGCAGGGUCGACCAGCAUUUGUCACAACCUACUCAGAGGCACAAAAGCAGUUUUACCCAACAGCAGUACCACAUGACGAACAGGUCCAGCACGGUCUGUCCAGUGUGCAGUACUUCCGCCCAGGUAUGUAUCGACCUGAUGACCGAGGACGGCUACACUCAUCUGCACCGAGUGCCAAUUUUCACCGGCCUGGUUCAUCUCAGUCGUAUGAGGGGUCUCGGCCUCAGCCUCAGAGCUACUCCCCUGGCAUGCAGACGGAAAAUUACCACACAGGGGACAUCAGAAGUACUUCCACGUCCACAACGCCGUCUUCGUUUCACACUGGCAGAGAUGCACAAGAUGACGAGCCUGCGCCAAGGCACUGCUUCAUUACAGAUGACCUUGUGGGUGCGAGGCGGAAAGAGCAUAGCCAGCAGCGUAAAGCUACAAGUGGUGGUCAAGAUUUCCAGCGUGAGAUACUUCGUAUCCUGCAUAUCAUCAGGUUAACAGUGGAACACCACACAAAACAGUUGGAGAGCAUAGCCCAGCGUUCAGCUGUAGAGGAGGAAGAAACUCCUGUUCUCGUGAAGCCUUGUACCUCACCUGAUGAGCUUGUUGAAUUUGACAACGUGCUUGCAGCAUCAUCGGACGCCAGGAGCAAACUUAAGAGGCUCCUGCAGAGCCUCGGAGGCACAAACGCUAAAGACGCAGCCAGGAGGAUGAUGUCCACGUUGAUGACCGAUGCUGUUGCAGCACAGUUUACUUGGGAAGGGAAAAACGAUAAGCAGAGGUUAUGUGAUCUGAACUGCACGAACAUUAUUUUAAGCUGCUUCACUGGACACACCAAACACAAUCGUGCUCAAGGCACGAAACGUGAGGCGGAAGAGGCGAUAAGGUCGUGGCUCAGGCAUGCAUCCGAAAGACUUUCACGUUCUAGUGCAUCAAGAACACCAUGUGAGGAAGACUGAAGUUGGAACUGUGGAAUGUGUGUGGAUCGGGAUGUGAUGUGAUCUGACUUCGAGGAAAGACUGUCUAACUGGGUCACCCUGACAUUUCAAGCCUCCGGUAAAACGUGAUGGACAGUUGCACAUCAUCCUUUUUUUUUUCCUUUCAUUGUUCACAAAGUUCAGUGCACCUAUACCGGUCAGUGUAACUGUUAGUUUUUGAGUAUUUUCACGCAGGUUAGUCGUGGAGUGUGGGCUGGAGCUCCUUUUUGUGUGAUGGUUUUCAAAGCAGAUGUAAUUCAGGUUCCACACUUGCCGAGGUGACAAGUUAUAUUUUUUGGUUUAGGAUGACAGCGUUGCGUCCAAUUAUCAUAUAUUUACUCUGU